Messenger RNA from Oncorhynchus nerka (sockeye salmon), 1129 nucleotides. RefSeq names its product protein disulfide-isomerase A2-like. Gene Ontology annotation, biological process: response to endoplasmic reticulum stress; protein folding. NCBI's taxonomy places the organism in Eukaryota, Metazoa, Chordata, Actinopteri, Salmoniformes, Salmonidae. Gene Ontology annotation, cellular component: endoplasmic reticulum. The record is from RefSeq and is a predicted model, not a curated record. Gene Ontology annotation, molecular function: protein disulfide isomerase activity.
AGUCUGGAGAGUGAGGAGGCCAAGGUGUUCUAUAGUGUUGCCAUGGAGAUGGUUGACAUGGUGUUCGGGGUGACAACCAGUCCAGAGGUCUUCCAGAAAUAUGAAGUAAAGAACAACAGAGUGGUGCUGUUCAAGAAGUUUGACGAGGGCAGGGUAGACCUGUCUGUGUCUGAGGAGGAGAAGGUGGGUAAAGAGGAGCUGAUUGUCUUCAUCAGGACCAACAGUCUGGAGCUGGUCAUAGAGUUCAACGAGCAGAAUGCGGAUAAGAUCUUUGGUUCAAAGGUUCACACCCACACCCUCCUGUUCAUCAACUCUACAGUCCAGGAGCAGAAGAGCCUUCUGACUGAAUACAGCACCGUGGCCAGGGACUUCAAGGGCAAGGUAUUGUUCAUAAUUAUAGAUGUAACGGGACCAGUCAGUCACGUCCUGAAGUACUUCGGUCUUUCCGAGGCCGCCCGCUGUAUGCGCAUCAUCAACACCGACACCACCAAGAAGUUCGCUCUGAUUGGACAGAUAACGGCCACCACACUCCAAACCUUCUGUCAGGGAGUUCUGGACGGAACCGUGAAGUCUCACCUGCUGAGCGAGGAGGUACCAGAGGACUGGGAUAAAGGACCCGUUAAAGUUCUGGUCGGGAAGAACUUUGAGGCUGUCGCCCUCGACAACAACAAGAAUGUCUUCGUAGAGUUCUAUGCCCCAUGGUGCGGUCACUGUAAGGAGCUGGCUCCUGUCUGGGAGAAGCUGGCAGAGAAGUACGCUGACCGGGAUGACAUCAUCAUUGCUAAGAUGGACGCCACGACCAAUGAGGUGGAGGGAGUGUCUGUGUCUGGCUUCCCUACACUACGAUACUACCCUGCUGGAGAAGACAGCAAGGAGGUAGAGUACAGUGGGACCAGAGACUUGGAGACGUUUGCUAUGUUCCUGGACAAUGGAGGACAGCUUCCGAAGGUGGAAGAGGAGGAUGAGGAUAAUGAAGAUGAAGAGGAGGUCACUGAUGAGUCAUCGCCACCGCCAGCCAAUGAGACGUCUAAAGACGAGCUGUAAAGUCAGAGCACCGAACCGAUCAAGAGUAGUUUAUUGGUUUCUAUGGUUUCUCUUGGUUUAAUAAUAAAAGUGAUUUGAUUCUGAA